Molecule: messenger RNA, 2055 nt
Organism: Drosophila grimshawi
Lineage: Eukaryota; Metazoa; Arthropoda; Insecta; Diptera; Drosophilidae
Gene: Sply
Product: sphingosine-1-phosphate lyase
Exons: 6
Coding region: 112-1746 (544 amino acids)
Biological process (GO): carboxylic acid metabolic process; sphingolipid catabolic process
Cellular component (GO): endoplasmic reticulum
Molecular function (GO): sphinganine-1-phosphate aldolase activity; pyridoxal phosphate binding
Source: RefSeq, a predicted model, not a curated record
UUAGUGAAAUUUCACACGGUAAAACAAGCAGAUGCCGUCAACCUCGAGAAAAUUGCACUUCACCUUAACGUUCUUAAUUACUCGCCAGAACAAUAACAGUUGGCGGCCAUAAUGCGUCCAUUUUCUGGUAGCGACUGCAUGAAGCCCGUCGGUGGCUGCAUCAAUCGUGCCUUUGGCAACAAGGAGCCCUGGCAGGUGGCAGCCAUAACGGCAACAACAGUCCUGGGCACCGUUUGGAUCUGGACCGAACUCACAAAAGAUGAAAGUCUGUAUGUGCGGGGCAAGCGUCAGUUCUUCAGGUUGGCCAAGAAGAUACCCGCUGUUCGCCGUGAAGUGGAGAAGGAGCUGAGUAAGGCCAAAAACGAUUUUGAGACGGAAAUUCAGAAGAGCAAUCAGCACUUGACGUACACGACACGUCUGCCCGAGAAGGGUUUGAGCAAGGAGCAGAUUCUUGGCCUGGUCGAUGAUCAUCUGAAGACAGGACAUUACGAUUGGCGCGAUGGACGCGUCUCGGGCGCUGUCUACGGCUACAAUCCGGAGCUGGUGCAGCUGGUCACUGAGGUCUAUGGCAAGGCAUCCUACACGAAUCCGCUCCAUUCCGAUCUCUUUCCGGGUGUGUGCAAAAUGGAGGCAGAAGUGGUGCGCAUGGCUUGCACCCUCUUCAAUGGCAACAGCUCCAGUUGCGGAACAAUGACAACCGGCGGCACCGAGUCCAUCUGCAUGGCCAUGAAGGCAUAUCGCGACUAUGCCCGCGAGCACAAAGGCAUCACCAAGCCCAACAUUGUGGUACCACGCACAGUGCACGCUGCCUUCGACAAGGGCGGACAGUACUUCAAUAUUCAUGUGCGCUACGUGGAUGUCGAUCCGGACACCUACGAAGUGGACAUCAAGAAGUUCAAGCGUGCCAUCAAUUCUAAUACUAUUCUGUUGGUUGGUUCUGCGCCCAAUUUUCCAUAUGGCACGAUUGAUGAUAUUGAAUCUAUUGCGGCGUUGGGCGUUAAAUAUGAUAUCCCUGUGCAUGUGGAUGCUUGUCUGGGCAGCUUUGUGGUUGCUCUGGUGCGUCAUGCUGGCUACCAGUUGCGCAACUUCGAUUUUGCGGUCAAGGGUGUGACGAGCAUCUCGGCCGAUACGCAUAAAUAUGGCUUUGCGCCGAAAGGCUCAUCGGUCAUCAUGUAUUCGCACAAGAAGUUCAAGGAUCAUCAGUUUACGGUCACAACCGAUUGGCCCGGUGGCGUCUAUGGCUCACCAACGGUGAACGGUUCGCGUGCUGGCGGCAUCAUUGCCGCCUGCUGGGCCACAAUGAUGAGUUUCGGCUACGAGGGCUAUCUGGAGGCGACCAAACGCAUUGUCGACACGGCUCGUUAUAUUGAGCGAGGUGUACGUCAAAUCGAUGGCAUUUUUAUCUUUGGCAAGCCGGCUACGUCGGUCAUAGCCAUGGGAUCCAAUGUUUUUGACAUUUUCCGACUUUCCGAUGCACUGUGCAAACUUGGCUGGAAUCUAAACCCCCUGCAAUUUCCCUCUGGCAUCCACAUCUGCAUUACGGAUAUGCACACCAAGCCUGGCGUUGCGGAUAAGUUUGUGGCCGAUCUGCGCACCUGCACGGCGGAGAUAAUGAAGGAUCCCGGACAGCCGGUGGUUGGCAAAUUUGCUCUCUAUGGCAUGGCACAGAGCAUACCCGAUCGAUCAGUUAUUGGCGAGGUGACCCGACUCUAUAUACACUCCAUGUACUAUACGCCCGAAAAGUGAAAUGUGCUCCACCGUAUCAGCUAGUAGAGAUCACUAGUAGUAGCUGUAGACUACUAGUGCAAUACAAUUCCCCACACACCACCAAACAGAAUAGCUCUUAUUGUUAUUGUUCCCACACUAUAGUAUAUUUAUAUCUAGCAUUUAUAACAAUGCCUCUAUAUAUUUAAUGUAAUGCAGGGUACAAAAUGUGUUUGUUACUGAAAUUAUUCGAGAUCUUGUGUAUUCGUCAGAGAAGCUAAGCUAUGUUUAACAACUGUGAAGUGUCUUUUUGUAUACUUAUUAAACUCAUAUCUAUGUAAUUGCUCAAAA